Messenger RNA from Aptenodytes forsteri (emperor penguin), 1064 nucleotides. RefSeq names its product proteasome assembly chaperone 2 (gene PSMG2). The transcript is spliced from 7 exons. NCBI's taxonomy places the organism in Eukaryota, Metazoa, Chordata, Aves, Sphenisciformes, Spheniscidae. Gene Ontology annotation, biological process: proteasome assembly. Gene Ontology annotation, cellular component: nucleus; cytosol. The record is from RefSeq and is a predicted model, not a curated record. Bases 63 to 803 code for a protein of 246 amino acids.
UUGUUCCUUCCAGCCGUGGGGGGGGCUCCGCCAGCUCCGACUUUAAGGGCUUCACUCUGCUCAUGCCAGCAGUGUCAGUGGGAAAUGUUGGUCAGCUGGCAACCGAUCUAGUGAUUUCCACGCUCAACAUGACUAAAGUUGGCUACUUCUACACGGAUUGCCUGGUGCCAAUGGUUGGAAAUAAUCCAUAUGCAACAGCAGAAGAAAACUCAAUGGAGCUGAGUAUAAAUGCUGAAGUGUAUUCAUUACCUUCAAAGAAACUUGUAGUUCUACAGAUCAGAUCACCUUUUAUAAAGAACAAGUACAGGCCAUUCUGUCAAACACUGCUUUCUUGGGUGAAAAGCAGCAAAUGUGCCAGAGUUGUCCUUCUGUCUAGCAGCCAUGCAUACCAGCGCGAUGAUGAGCAACUCCUUGGGACACCACUACGCUACCUACUUACACCUGAUCUUGAGAAAGCAGUUGGAGGCCUUAUGCAGGAGCUAAACUGGAAAGAAAUGGAAAAAGUAGCAGCUUACCCCGGAAUAAAUGAUACAGAAAAAGUUCUACAUAUUCCUGGAGGUGGCAUCACAAAACUAUUGUUUACUGAGAGCUGUUCAAAAGGAAUCCAAAUGGCAGUUCUUCUGAAAUUCUGCUCAGAAGGGGACAACAUCCCUGAUGCGUUUGCUCUUGUUAACUAUCUUAAUGAAUGGCUCCAACUAGUUAAAAGCGAAAGCAACAGUUCCACAGAUACUUCUUCACAAUGGAAAAUACCAAGUUCUUGGCGCUUACUUUUUGGCAACGGUCUUCCACCUGCACUCUUCUGAUCAAUUUUGAAUUCUUCUGUAAGUCACGUGUGCAGUCUCAAACAUCCCUUGAGAAGGUGAUUACAUAGUAAUUGCUGAGCAACAGCAGCUUAAUUUGUUGUGUACAUAAAUUCUUUAUUUAAGAAAAAUUCCUUUCACAUAUGUGGGUAGCUAAAGAAAUUAAGGUAACUUUCACAAAUUGACCAAAGAAAUAUGUUUUGUACAGUUGUUUAUUGAAUAACGUUGGUUGAAUUUUUUUCUAAUAAAAUAUUUUUUAAAAAA